Melopsittacus undulatus (budgerigar) is the source of this 1477-nucleotide messenger RNA. RefSeq names its product actin related protein 2/3 complex subunit 1B (gene ARPC1B). Gene Ontology annotation, cellular component: Arp2/3 protein complex; actin cytoskeleton. The record is from RefSeq and is a predicted model, not a curated record. Gene Ontology annotation, biological process: Arp2/3 complex-mediated actin nucleation. Lineage: Eukaryota; Metazoa; Chordata; Aves; Psittaciformes; Psittaculidae. The transcript has 10 exons. The coding region runs from base 167 to 1276 and encodes 369 amino acids. Gene Ontology annotation, molecular function: actin filament binding.
GCCGAGCUUCGCGCUCCCCCAACGCCUACGUAAGGAAGUGGUUGCAUUGCUCGGAGAGGAAAAGGGAAGUCGGGGCAGGCAACGGCUGCUGCCGCUCGCUCGGCUCCUGCCUUCGUGUCCUCUGCCCAGGGCCCAUGAACUGACCCUGCCCGCAAGCCCGUGAGCCAUGGCCUACCACAGCUUCCUGCUGGAGCCCAUCAGCUGCCAUGCCUGGAACAAGGACCGGACCCAGAUCGCGCUGUGCCCCAACAACCACGAGGUCCACAUCUACCGCAAGGAUGGGGCCAAGUGGACCAAGGUCCAUGAGCUGAAGGAGCACAACGGGCAGGUGACGGGCAUCGACUGGGCCCCCGAGAGCAACCGUCUGGUGACGUGUGGGACUGACCGCAAUGCCUACGUGUGGACCCUGAAGGGCAGUGUCUGGAAGCCCACGCUGGUGAUCCUGCGCAUCAACCGCGCCGCGCGCUGCGUCAAGUGGUCCCCCAAGGAGAACAAGUUCGCGGUGGGCAGCGGCUCACGUCUCAUCUCCAUCUGCUACUUCGAGCAGGAGAAUGACUGGUGGGUCUGCAAGCACAUCAAGAAGCCCAUCCGCUCCACGGUGCUCAGCCUCGACUGGCACCCCAACAACGUGCUCCUGGCUGCUGGCUCCUGCGACUUCAAGUGCCGGAUCUUCUCAGCCUACAUCAAGGAGGUGGAGGAGCGGCCCAGCCCCACGCCCUGGGGCUCCAAGAUGCCCUUUGGGGAGCUGAUGUUCGAGUCGAGCAGCAGCUGCGGGUGGGUGCACAGCAUCUGCUUCUCGGCCAGCGGCACCCGUGUGGCCUGGGUGAGCCACGACAGCACCCUCUGCCUCGCCGAUGCCAGCAAGAGGAUGGCCGUCACCUCCCUGUGCACCGAGACCCUGCCCCUCCUCGCCGUCACCUUCAUCACUGAGAACAGCCUGGUGGCUGCGGGCCACGACUGCUGCCCGAUGCUGUUCACCUAUGAGGAGAGCCAGGGAGUGCUGAGCUUCGGGGGGAAGCUGGAUGUGCCCAAGCAGAGCUCCCAGCGCGGCCUCACCGCCCGGGAGCGCUUCCAGAACCUGGAUAAGAAAGCGAGCUCAGACACGGCCAAUGCCACGCUGGACACCCUGCACAAGAACAGCAUCAGCCAGAUCUCGGUGCUGGCAGGCGGGAAGGCCAACUGCUCCCAGUUCUGCACCACAGGGAUGGACGGUGGCAUGAGCAUCUGGGAUGUGAAGAGCCUGGAGUCGGCAUUGAAGGAUCUCAAGAUCAAAUGAAGGAGCCCUCCAGGAAGGGUGUCCCUGCUGCCAGCCUUGCCUUGCCCUGCUCUGCUGCUCUGCCCUGUGCCGCACGGUGCCACCAGCCAGCCCUGGUGGCUGCUCUGCAAGAAAACAAGCCCUGGUUUUUGUUACCAUCCUCCCCGAUGCUGGUCAUACAUCGCUUAGAGAGCACAAUAAAGGAAGGAAUUCCCUAGAAAA